Sorghum bicolor (sorghum) is the source of this 1517-nucleotide messenger RNA. RefSeq names its product chitin-binding lectin 1-like. The record is from RefSeq and is a predicted model, not a curated record. The transcript has a single exon. The coding region runs from base 194 to 1333 and encodes 379 amino acids. NCBI's taxonomy places the organism in Eukaryota, Viridiplantae, Streptophyta, Magnoliopsida, Poales, Poaceae.
GUCUUCGGUGGCUAUAAAUUGUACGUCAAUCAAGCUGUUUGUUGCCCAUUAUCUCCAUUUAGAUAGCAUCUCGUCUUAAUUCCCUCCUCAUUCUAGCUAAGAUAGAUAGCUCAUUUUGUUCUACAUAUAUAGACCUCUCUCAAGCUUGCUUAUUAGUACUAGCUAUUUGCUGUUCCAUAUAUCCAAGAAAGGCAUGGCUUCAGCUGCUGCCGCUAGCGCAGCUAAGGAGGCCUGCUUGGUCGUCGCCGUGUGCGUCGUGCUGCUGCUCCACUCUUCGGCGGGCCAGCCGCCUCCACCGCAUUGCCAUUACACGGGGCAGCAGCCACCGCCACCGCCACCGCCACCACCGCCCUCGCCGGUGCCAGCGCCUGUGCCAACGUCUCCGCCGCCGCCGCCGCCCUCGCCCACGGCGACGCCAGUACCAGCGCCCAUGCCAACGACGACCCCGCCACCAGUGCCACCACCCACGCCAGCGCCGACGCUGCCUCCACCACCAGUGCCAACAACACCCACGCCAGCGCCAGCGCCGGCACCCGUCAACUGCAGCUACAUGUACUGCGCCUCGCAAUGUACUCCGAUCUGCCAAGCCAACCACGACGCCGGCAUCGCCAAGUGCCAGAGCGACCUCGUCACCAACUUCAACGGGUGCUACGCCAGCUGCACUAGCCAUGUCUGCCCCGGGGAUUCCUGCGUCGACAGCGGCUGCGGCUUCGGCCACUGCCCCUGCGACAACGCCAACGCAACCAGCUGCUGCCAAGGGUGCGGUAGCGCUCUCUCCCCUCAGUACCAGCGAUGCCUGAAUUUCUAUGACAGGGCUGUGGGCUACUGCAUGAUCUCCUGCCAAGACACCUGCUACAAGAACUGUACAUCUGAUGCGCAGCCGCCACCGCCACCACCGGUAGUCCCAGCGCCCACGCCGACGCCAAUGCCUACACCAGUGCCAGCGCCUAUGCCAACGCCGACACCUGCGUCGCCGGCGCCAUCACCCAUCAGUUGCAACUAUAGUGACUGCACCUCGCAAUGUUCUCCAUCUUGCCAAGCCAGUUAUCACCCCAAAAACUGCACGAGCUUGCUCGAAGGCGCCUUCAACGGGUGCUAUGAGAGCUGCACCAACCAUAGCUGCCCUGGCAAGUCCUGUGUCCAUAGUGGCUGCAGCUUCGGCAACUGUUCCUGCGACAACGACAACGCAGUCAGCUGCUGUGAAUUUUGCCGUAACAACGCUGUUUCCACGUCACUGGGUAGUCCGUACCAACAGUGUCAGAGUUACAAUGAAAGGUAUAUGGGGAACUGUAUGACGAGCUGCCUGGAUAGGUGCUCCAAGAACUGUACCUAGGGCGUGUAAGAGAUGUGUGAGACGAUGAGCGCCGGUUGUUGCAUGCAUUGUUUCCGCAGGUUUGUGUGCGUUUGGAUUUGGAUUUCACCGUUGGACAAUUCUGUUUCGGUAGAGUUUUUAAUCUCUUGUCAUCUCAUUUUCGAAUAAUAAUAUAGUAUACAUGUGGUGCCUAUAGCUAAGUGAA